AUGCAACUUUUGCAGAGACUCCUCUCUCACUCCACAGACAUGUCGCACAAUAGCUGAAGUAAACCUGUCACCGCGGCUCAUCAUCCGAGCCUCCAGUAAGACACCGCCGGUGGGAUUUGACUCGCACAGCCUCUCCUCUGUCGCUCCGCUCGCAUCGGACCCUACGUUUUGAAAACGCCUGGAUAUGAAUUAUGAGCAUUUUCCUCACUAAUGAACUGGGCCAGUAAUGCAGGAGACCGCGGCGACUCUCUCAUCAGUGUUUCAAGAUGGCAGAUUUUCAUUGAGUUUUGAACAGAAAUCUCGCUUUAUUUUUUGCCAUGAAUAACAGAAACCCUUGCACCGAUGGCCCCUGUAUACGAAGGUAUGGCCUCGCAAGUGCAAGUGUUCUCCCCUCACACUCUCCAAUCAAGUGCCUUCUUUAGCGUGAAGAAACUGAAGGUGGAGCAGAGUUGUAACUGGGAUAUGACAGGGUACGGCACACACAGCAAAGUCUACAGCCACAACAGCAGCAAGAACUUGUCGGCCGCCAGUGGCCCUCUCGGCAUUAACAACUCCCUGCAAGUCACCAGCUCCACCCUGCCCUACGAGCAGGCACUCAUCUUCCCAGCCAGCGCGGGCCACAUUGUGGUCGCCUCAGCCAGCAGCACUUCGGGGGCCGUGGGGUCUCUGCUGGGCAGCGGGGGUGGAGGCAGCAGCAGCAGCAGCAGUGGUGGCGGCGGCGGCAGUGGUGUGGGUGGCGGGGUUGGCGUUCACAACCUGACGCGCCGCAGCACGGUCAGUCUCCUUGACACCUACCAGCGAUGCGGGCUUAAACGCAAAAGUGAGGAGCUUGACAACAACAGCAGUGUGCACAUCAUUGAGGAGCACGGCCCACCGAUGAUCCAGAACGGUGCAGCCAGUGGAGCCACGGUGGCUACGGUGGCCACCGCCACCUCCACCGCAACGUCCAAGAACAGCGGCUCCAACAGUGAGGGCGACUACCAGCUGGUGCAACAUGAGGUGCUCUGCUCCAUGACCAACACCUACGAAGUGCUGGAGUUCUUGGGGCGAGGAACCUUUGGACAGGUGGUUAAGUGCUGGAAGAGGGGCACCAACGAGAUUGUGGCGAUCAAGAUCUUGAAAAACCACCCAUCGUAUGCACGGCAGGGUCAGAUCGAGGUCAGCAUCCUGGCGCGCCUCAGCACGGAGAGCGCAGAUGACUUCAACUUUGUGAGGGCCUACGAGUGCUUCCAGCACAAGAACCACACGUGCCUGGUAUUUGAGAUGCUGGAGCAGAACCUGUACGACUUCCUCAAGCAGAACAAGUUCAGCCCUCUGCCGCUCAAAUACAUCAGACCCGUGCUACAGCAGGUGGCCACAGCGCUAAUGAAACUGAAGAGCCUGGGGCUGAUCCACGCUGACCUGAAGCCAGAGAACAUCAUGCUUGUGGACCCGUCUCGACAGCCCUACAGGGUCAAAGUCAUUGACUUUGGCUCAGCCAGCCAUGUGUCAAAAGCAGUCUGCUCCACUUAUCUACAGUCCAGAUACUACAGGGCUCCGGAGAUCAUCCUGGGCCUGCCGUUCUGCGAGGCCAUAGACAUGUGGUCCCUGGGCUGUGUGAUAGCCGAGCUCUUCCUGGGAUGGCCCCUCUACCCGGGAGCCUCAGAGUACGAUCAGAUCCGGUACAUCUCACAGACUCAGGGUCUGCCUGCAGAGUAUCUGUUGAGUGCGGGAACAAAGACCACCAGGUUCUUCAACAGAGACACCGACUCCACCUAUCCUCUCUGGAGACUUAAGACUCCAGAGGACCACGAGGGUGAAACAGGGAUCAAGUCCAAGGAGGCUCGCAAGUACAUCUUCAACUGCUUGGAUGAUAUGGCGCAGGUAAACAUGACGUCCGAUCUGGAGGGGAGCGACAUGCUGGCAGAGAAGGCUGACAGGAGGGAGUUCAUCGACUUGUUAACCAAGAUGCUGACCAUUGACGCAGACAAGAGGAUCACCCCUAUCGAAACGCUCAACCACCCCUUUGUCACUAUGUCGCAUCUCCUCGAUUUCCCACACAGCACACAUGUCAAGUCGUGCUUCCAAAACAUGGAGAUCUGUAAGCGUCGUGUCAACAUGUACGACACAGUCAACCAGAGCAAGACGCCGUUCAUCACCCACGUGGCCCCCAGCACUUCCACCAACCUCACCAUGACUUUCAACAACCAGCUGAACACUGUGCACAGCCAGGCCACCAACCUGGUUCCCUCCUCCACCAACAAUGCCACCCUUUCCUUUACAAGUCCUGAUGUCUCCAUACUAAACUACCAAUCUGCACUCUACCAGCCCUCUGCUGCCUCCAUGGCAGCUGUGGCCCAGAGGAGCAUGCCCCUGCAGCCGGGGGCUCCUCAGCUCUGCGCUGCCCGGCCCGACCCCUUCCAGCAGGCGCUCAUCGUCUGCCAACCUGGCUUCCAAGGGCUGCAGGCGUCCCCUUCCAAGCAUACCAGUUACUCUGUGCGGAUGGAGAAUGCUGUUCCCAUAGUGACGCAGGCCCCUGGUGGCCAGCCUCUGCAGAUCCAACCUGGCCUGCUUACACAGCAGGCCUGGCCCAGCGGCACCCAGCAGAUCCUGCUUCCUCCAGCCUGGCAGCAGCUCACCCACACCUCAGUCCAGCAUGCCACUGUCAUCCCCGACUCCAUGAGCAGCACGCAGCCUCUUGCCAACUGGAGGAAUUCCCAUCCUCAUGGCAGCCAUUAUAAUCCCAUCAUGCAGCAGCCAGCCUUGUUGGCUGGACACGUUACGCUCCCAUCCAACCAGGCGCUUAAUGUGGGAGUGGCACACGUUAUGAGGCAGCCCUCAACCAAUAACAACUCCUCUUCCAAAAAGAACAAACAGCACCAGAUGUCUGCCAGGAACAUGUCAGCCUACGAGGUGUCGUCCUCUCAGGCGGUGCUGUCUCCGCAGCGCUCCAAGCGGGUGAAGGAGAACACGCCUCCACGUUGCGCUGUGCUACAGAACAGCUCGGCAACCAACUGCCCGCCCCCGCAGGGCUGCGUGGGCGGCGGGUGGGGGGCUAGCGAAGCAGAGCAGGCUUCCAGCACCACCCGCGACCAUCAGCACCAGCACCACGUCCCCAGACAGACCAUCAUCAUCCCCGACACGCCCAGCCCUGCAGUCAGCAUCAUCACCAUCAGCAGUGACACAGAUGAGGAAGAUGACCACAAACAAAACAACAGUUCAUCGUCAAAGCAGAGGAAGAAUGUCAUCAGUUGCGUGACGGUCCACGAUUCACCCGACUCCGACUGUUCCAGCAACAACAGCCCCUACAGUGUGGAGCCCAGACACCCGAACAACAACAGCUACGACACAAAGACCACCAUCCUGGACAACUACAACAACGGGAAUCCCCGCACCAUCAUCAUUCCCCCUCUUAAAACCCAGAGCAGUGAGGUCCCGAAUGAGUGUGAGCGCCUGAUGUCAGAUGCAAUGAAUUAUCAGAAUACAGCUUACAAGUUCAAAUCCUCCAAUGGAGUGGUGUCUGGCAAUAAUCACCUACAAGGGGGCGUGUCCUACCGACAGCAGCGAUCAGGGCCACACCCCCUCCAGCAGCAGCCUCUCAAUCUCAGCCAGGCCCAGCAGCACAUGGUAGCCGAGCGAAAUGGUCAUCGACGCCAGCAGGCCUACAUCACCCCAACCAUCGCCACUCAGGCCCCGUACUCCUUCCAUCACAAUAGCCCCUCUCACACGGGCAAUGUCCACCCGCACCUGGCUGCCACACACCUACCCAGCCAGCCCCACCUCUACACCUACACAGCCCCUGCUGCUCUGGGCUCCACCGGCACCGUGGCCCACCUGGUGGCGUCACAGGGCUCGGCGCGCCACCACGCAGUCCAGCACGGAAGCUACCCACCAAGCAUCGUCCACCAGGUCCCAGUCAGCAUGGGCCACCGCGUGCUGCCCUCACCCACCUUGCACCACAGCCAGUACCAGGCCCAGUUUGCCCACCAGGCCUACAUCAGCGCUUCACCCGCCUCCACUGUCUACACUGGAUACCCGCUGAGCCCCACUAAGGUCAACCAGUACCCUUACCUCUAGAGAAGACACUGACUGACACUGGAGAGCCUGAGCCAGCACUGCUGCUGCUGCUGCUGCCCCGAAACUCAACCGCCCUGAACACCGUCGACAUCCUAAAACAUCCUCUCCUCGACCUCAGACAUAGACAGAGACAGAGGAACAUGCAAUCCUCAUGAAACUGUCACGUAUAACUUGAAGAUAUAAUGACAGAGAGAGAAAGAAAAAAGAGAUUCACAGCCUCUCUAGAAGGGAAAGAUGGGGUUGAAUUUCAGAGGGGUACAGUUGAAGAUGUUUUUUUUUUUCAAUUAUUUUUUUUUUUCUUCUGAAAGGGCCAGUUUUUGCUUUUUUUCGUCUAUUCUUCACUUUAUGAGAAAAAGCAACGUCUCAUUAGUUUUACAGGGAAGUUUGAAACAGGCCUUUCGGGACAGUGGAGGUUCUCUGGUUGGUUUUCUUUUAUUUUCCCCUCUUAAAUUUGGGAAGUGACUGUUGAACAGGGGUUACUGACUGGAAGUUUGGAAUCCCAAGAGAUUUGGGGAGAAGGUGAAAUACGGAAACCUGCUGCUCUUCAAAGAAAAAAAAAUAUUGAUGGCCUUGAACUGUCUUAAUAUUUCCAAAUCAUUCAUGGUGUGGGGCGAACAGAGAGGCAACUCCCCACACUUCACCUUCUCCAGCCGAGGAGGCUUCUGGAAAUAUAACCAACAGAAGACAACAAACUUUUUAGUGUAUUUAUAGAUAUUUUUGUUCCUUUAUGUUUCACCUUUAUGAUGAUACUUCAGUUUUAGCUAGGUGUCUUAGCUGGGCCCCGUUCUUAGAAUGUAGCAGUCUGCACCUGUUUGUUUUAAGAAGAAAACCUUUUUUUUCCUGAUACCAAUAGAUUUAUUUGUUCCUCUUUUUUUCAAUGUGAUUGCACAAAGUGGUUAUUAUAACAUAGGCAUGUACAACGUGAUUGUCUGUGUGUGCUACUGUCAGCCAUGCGUGUGUAGUCCACCUCCUUAAAACUCUCUUCAGUCUUUAGGUUUUAACCAUUGUUCCCUCGUAGUGCCUUACAUAUACUAUAACGACAGUUUACUUGGCUUGGAUCCUGAAAGCCACAAGAGACUAUAGCUAUACUUAGAGACACGUUUCCCUGGUUUCACAUCCUAGUCGGGGCAGUUGUAGCUCUCUUCCAGGUGUAGGCUCAGCCCUUGAUGUAUCUUGUUCUUGAUGACAGCAUACUAUACAUGAUGAAGAUUAAUGUCAGAGUUGAUAUCACGCUGAGCUAUUUUAUUAUGCGUGCAUGAGAUAACUUGCCUGGGGUACUUACCAAAGUCAUAGAUAAAUUCUUGUUACAGUUUGCUCUGGAUAUUAAUGUAAAUAUGAAAAUGUACAGUAUAGCUGUAGCUGUAAACCUUUAUAUGACAGUGGCACCCUAAAUGUGGCUUUAGUUUGAAAUAUAUUUGUUUUUGUUUUUUUUAUAAUCACACGAGGGAAUUAAUGCAUCGUGAUUAGGGAGCAGAGCUAUCAGCUCAGUAUUCAUGUACAGGUAAAGAGUUACAGUACAAUGUGUGAGACACAGUAGAGGUUGUUUUUCAAGGUUUAAAGCUAGUCCGAGAGAAGGGCCUGACAGAAAGUAAUGGCUGCCGUGAGGGUGGUUCUGUGAGGCUAGGGAUAGCCGGGCAGCAGAGAAGAGGCAGAGUAUCGAGGGUUGUUUGAGAGAGAUUCUGUGUAGGCACGAGUGAGGGAGCUGUUUGAAAGCGCAGGGUCAGUUUAGGUAGGGACUGUGGAGGGCAGGGUGAAACGCUCUAUCUUAAAUGGGAUUAAAAUGGUAGCAAGUUGGCACUGAGCAGGUUGAUAGUAACACUGAGCCCGUGUGGUUGGUAGGAGCCGAAAGGUGGCGCUACCUUACCUGAAUGCACACUUAUAAUUCUGACAUGAAUCCUUUUGUUGUCGUCAUUUGUUGCUGGUGUCGUUGAUUUCUCCAGCGAAGAUAAUUGGAAGUUAUUUGUUGCGCUUGAGGUUUGAGGUAGCAUCUCAGAGCUGCAAGAACAGAACAGAAGGGAAAUGGCACAGCAUACACCUGGAAGGGCACCAUGUGGACCAUUUGUUGCCACUGUCCAUUUGUCUUCGAACCAGGUACACCACAGACAUCGCCACGCCAGCCGAAACGGGAUACCGGAACACUUAGAGAACCAAUAGGGCUUUGUGUGUUUUGCUGCUUGAUUUAAAGGACAUCUUUUUUCUUUUUUUUUCUUCUUGUAGCCAAUGAUACAAAUAAUCUCCUCCGUUCAUUUGUCCUCUUGAACGUAGGCACAUCAGUACUGCUGGUGGUUUUAGUGAAAGCCUUCCCCUCUCAUUCAUGGUAUGCCAUAGUACUUGCAUUUGAAGUGAUUUAUUAUUAUUUCUGUUUAACUUAACAUCAUCUUGAACUUUUUUUUUGACCUGGCUGUAGUACAUGUUGUGUUUAUUUUUUAGAGAUUGUUGCAAUAAUUCUUGUGGAUGUUUUAUCAGAGUGUGUGUGUGUGUGUGUGUGUGUGUGUGUGUGUAUUUUAAAAAAAAAAAAUCCCUUGACGGGCCCCAGAGUGGUUUGUCAUCCUGGUACUUUUUCCUGCCACAACUCUCCACUUCCCCGUCAGCUCCAGCAUGCAAGCCUAUGGUCCGGGUAGUUAAAGAUGUGAUUACAUAGUACGUUGCUGGUUACACCAUUCUUCUCUGUUCUGUUUUUGUCUUUUUUAUUUUAUUUGAUCUACUUAAUUUCCUCUAGGUCAUUGGGGCCUAAGCACACACGCAUAAGGGAGAUGAUUUUCCAUUGAAAUCUUUUGGCUUCUCUGUUAUGAGACAGACUACUGAAACAUUCCACUGUUUGAGGGAAUUUGGCGUUGCCCAUGCUACGCUGCUGUCCUGUCCCCUCUUCUGUCAGCAUGGGGAUAGCAUUGUCACACUAGGACUUUUUUUUUUUUCCGCUCUUCCCACCAAAGAAUUCAACAGAUGGAUCAUGUACAGUUCAGCACAGCACAGUACAGUACAGUACAAGCAAUCCCCCACAGCGUGGCUAGAGCAGACAGGCAAUAACUGUUCUCAUUUUGAAGUGCUUUUGAGGACAUGUUGUUUUUACCCCCAAGCAAAUGCAUGUGUGCAUAUGAUGUAGACAAGGAGGAUUUAACAUACUUAAUGCAUACGGCAGUCGUUAAUUUGUUUAGAAGCUGGAUGUUCAACUUUAAGAAGAGCUGCAGUCUGUUUUAAAAGCUUUUUUUGUUUUGCUUUCAUGACUCCUCACACUGUUGUUGUUGUUGUUGGGUUUUUUCUUUUGUACAUUGUUGAUGUUGUAGCUUUAUUGGUGUUGUAUGAAAAUGAAUUGAAUUUUACAUUAGCGUGCCAUGAAAUAGAAUUACCUGUAAAAAUGGAUUAAUCAAAAAUGUACCAACUAUACCUUUAAAACCAUGGUCACCCCGCACAAAAUGAAUGUAAUACAUGACCUGCGGCAUCUGAAAUGGCUUUAGAUCUUUCUCAGUGGGUGACCAUUUAAUUUCUACACCGUUUGUGGCCAUGCAUGAUGCAAUAAUUAUACAUCUGAUCUCCAGCAAAAUCCCAUAUGAGAGAAGUAAUGUAAAAUUACCACUAUCCUCAUGAUUAGGGGGAUAUCAAAUAAUCGCUAUACAUUCUCAAAUGAACAUCCAAUUAAGAGAAGCCCUGUAUGCGCAACAUUGUGGAAAAUGACUUGAUGUGUAUGAUUACCUUUGUCUAUUACUCUGUUUCACAUAGCCAAUGUUUUGUGUUUUAUAAAAAAGGGGAAGCAGAAAUGUGAGCAUUAACGUAGAUCGAGUGACCUUACAAUUACCAAAAUGUGCUUAAGUAGAGUGUUACAAUGUUUUGUGUUGUUAAGGUGAGCAUAGCCUUCCCAGCUAGCGACUUUACUGUUAGAGUACUGCCUUCCAAAUAACCAACGAUACCUCCAAAGGUUUAAGGUGACAUUUCAAUUAGCGAAAAACUGAAUAAGGCAGUGUCUCACUCUCUAUGAAGCCUGGCAUUCUCCUUUCAAAUACACUCACACUUCCAGCUUUGCUCAUGGUGUUACCGUGAAUACUCCUCCUCCUCCUCCUCUUCCUCCUCCUGGAGCUUUUGGAACCACUGAGAAACAUUCCUGAGACGCAUAAUGGCGCACAGUGCUACAUUAGUCUUCAGACAAACUCCUCUAAGGUGACUUGGAGAUCAGCGAGAAGUGAACAGACAACCUGCAACAUCAACCCGUUCAGUAUAAACCGUUCGGCAAAUGACGCAGCCGCCUCCCAAAGUACAGAGGGGUUAGGAGCAGGUGUUAGGUGGAUUCAUCUUUAGCUGAUGUACUCUCUGUCACCAGGGAAUUCAUAAUCUAGCUCCACAAGCAUUCUUAAAGCCUUUUUCGGAUGAGAGUGUAUGUUUUUGUUUGGUUUUUAACUUUUCAUUAAGGAGAUCUGCUCCUUUUGCUGGCUAUUCCUUGGGGGAAUUCAGGGUGAGGUGGUCAAGGUUUGAUGCCAUCACUGAUAGAGGGUGUCAGGUGAUUACAAUGUAUGUAUUUAAGAACCAAAACUGAUUGAAAUACGAUUGUUUUCCUACUAUCUUGAUGUAUAUUCUAAUUUGUGUAAAACCAGGCUAGGAUAUAGCGUAAUUUCUACAUUAAAUCCCCCUAAUUGCGUUGUUGUUAGACCUUUGGUCCUACUUUCUACACUGAAAAUGUAGCUUUUUUUCCCAUUUUACUUUUCGAGACAUUUCUAGCCAAAGAUAGUUAUUUUUGUGGUGUUAAUAAAUGGAAUCUAGAAGUGGUAGAACAAAGCUACAUUCAAAGUCAGAUUUGUAUGUUUACACUACAAAAAUAUGCAUCUAAAGCUAGCGGUCAUCUCAAAGUCACGAUCCCUUUUAGUACAUUCUCAAAAUUGUCAAUUAGAGAAGCUCAAUUUCUGAAAUAGCUACUUGCACAAGAAUAUUCAUGCAAGUGGGUUAUCGGUUUAUUUACAUUUUCUAAAGACCUAAGAGUGCAUCAAACCCUGACCCCCUUUUGUGUCCAUUGCUGUAUGGUUUCUCAACGGUGUAAAAUCUCAUUCGUUGUCGAUAAAGCUAAUGUGUGCUGCAGUAUUUCCUAGUAUACUUCUCUGUUAAUUGUCUUUUCUUAUUUACUUUUGUUUAUUGGGGUGUGAUGUCACAUUAUUUCAAUCUGUUGAUGUUAGCGUUCUAUGUAUACCCUGUUCCUUAGCCUAAUAUUAUUAAGUAUGUUAUGAGAAUGGAUAUUUUACUGGCUUUAUAGAAUGUUUAAAUAACUAUAAUAAUGACAAUAAGAAGAAGGAUUAAUUAAACCUCCUAACAAGGUGAGAACUUGCUACUAAGCGCUUGUGUUACCAUUAUGAUGUUGUGUGCUUCUCUUAAUCAUUUUCGUUGUAGAAAAAUGGAGUGAAUUUAUAUUAGGCUUCGAAAAAAAACUAAUGAUAGCAUUGUACAUUUUACAGGAGGAUUUUAACAGACAAACAGCUUCGUCAAAUAGAAGAAUAUAGUUAUUUUAAUUGUCCUCUUUACUAACUGUAGGGUGAGAAGGGGCUCGCGUUGUGGUGAACUAUGUUAUAGCUUGUUAUUCACUGUUACUUUUGAUCAUUUUUUCGGUCUCCGAGGUGAAUCGAGUUAUUAAUGAGAAUUUGUAUGCUCACAUAUGCAUAUUGUAUAUGUGUAGAAAUGUAAUCACACUUUGUCUUGGAUUUACAUUAAACUGUUAAGUCACGG
Messenger RNA from Sander lucioperca (pikeperch), 9756 nucleotides. RefSeq names its product homeodomain interacting protein kinase 2 (gene hipk2). The record is from RefSeq and is a predicted model, not a curated record. Gene Ontology annotation, biological process: peptidyl-serine phosphorylation; smoothened signaling pathway; peptidyl-threonine phosphorylation. Gene Ontology annotation, cellular component: PML body; cytoplasm; nucleus. The coding region runs from base 343 to 4056 and encodes 1237 amino acids. Gene Ontology annotation, molecular function: transcription coactivator activity; ATP binding; SMAD binding. NCBI's taxonomy places the organism in Eukaryota, Metazoa, Chordata, Actinopteri, Perciformes, Percidae. The transcript is spliced from 15 exons.